GAUGGUCGUUAAAUAUGCGUACGACAAAGACGACUCACUGAGCCAGUACGAAGAUGUCUCCUACAGCCUGGGCUACAGUGGUCCGCGGUACUGCGCCGAUAUGUUGUCAGCGGUGUAUCCCACUGGUAGGGAUAAGCUGGUGGUCUUGGAUGUUGCCGCAGGGACAGGUUUUGUGGGUGUGGAGCUGAAACAACGCGGGUUCACCAACAUCCAUGCUCAAGACGGUUCCAUAGGAAUGCUGGAAGCAGCCAGACAAAAGGGAGUUUACUCGCAUUUUUUACACUGUCUUAUAACAGGGGAGACAACACUACCGCUAUUAAACGAUUUUUACGAUGCUAUUGUAAUAUGUGGAGCUGUUGUCGAGAAUCAUUUGCCCGCGUCGGCCCAGAAAGAUUUUAUAAGAGUCAUCAAGCCCGGGGGGUAUUUAAUCAAUGGUUAUCGUGCAACCUUGACUUCAAGUGAUUACGGCAAGCAAUGGGAGGAGACGGCCCAGAGUCUGGUGUCAGAUGGGAAGUGGACCCUGUAUGGGAGGCUGACAUUUCAGAAAUACAACCUGUUCACUGACGGUGUGGUGGACGUCUACAAAAAGAUAUGACCUUCUCAAACAGUUUUAUAUACCUACCUACCUGUCAAAAAAUAUAAUAUUGAUCUAAAUUGAUUCAGUUACCGUGGUUUUUAUUUUAUUUUAACCUGAUGUAUUUCAACUUGAUGUUAAUAUAAUGAAAAUGAUGUUAAAUUUGUAAAACUUGUUAACACUCGCUCUUUGCCAGAUUUUUGACGCUCAUCUGAUUUGACGUUUAAUUGUGUUACAUAAAGUUUCUUAGUUAUUGUUAAGUCCCUUGUGUAAUGUGUAUCUUAGUGAUGUCCCUUGAAUGUCGAGUCUCUGUGUACUGUGUAGCCGUGUUGUUGUUGUCAGUGAGUUUGCUGUGAACGAAUCUUGUAAGAGGACGUGUAGACGGAGCUGUGUAAUUUGUGAAUAACAAAGUGUUGAAGUUAACUUGAUGUCGUUUGACGUAAUAUACCAAGUGCAAGGAAAUAAGACUAGUAACUAAAGUAUGGGACCACAUAUGAUAAAACUGUUAUAAACCGAUAAGCAGUUUAA
Messenger RNA from Physella acuta, 1102 nucleotides. Its product is annotated as methyltransferase-like protein 27. NCBI's taxonomy places the organism in Eukaryota, Metazoa, Mollusca, Gastropoda, Physidae. The record is from RefSeq and is a predicted model, not a curated record.